Messenger RNA from Trypanosoma conorhini, 1641 nucleotides. RefSeq lists its product as uncharacterized. Gene Ontology annotation, cellular component: membrane. The transcript has a single exon. Gene Ontology annotation, molecular function: metal ion transmembrane transporter activity. Lineage: Eukaryota; Euglenozoa; Kinetoplastea; Trypanosomatida; Trypanosomatidae. Gene Ontology annotation, biological process: transmembrane transport; metal ion transport. Bases 1 to 1641 code for a protein of 546 amino acids. The record is from RefSeq and is a predicted model, not a curated record.
AUGAGCCGAUUUCAAACGGGCGGCGAAAAUGGCGCGCGUCACGAGUCCAUGGAAAAAGUUCUGUCGGGCAACCACUAUCGCGCGCUGCAGGGCUCCGACCAACCGCGGCAGGAGCUCGGCCUGCGGGGCGGCCCACCGAUGCAGGCGCGGCUGCUGGUCCAGUUCAGGGACGGCACCACGCGCGAGUGGGACUCGCUGCCGCAAAUGGACCAAGUCGUGGAGGCGCUGCUCAGCGUGAUGGGGCCGUUGGACGCCCAACACCGCAGCAGCGGCUCCCUCCGCAUCACUGAGCUCGACCGCGUGGCCGUCGACGUCGCCGCCGCCCCCCGGCACGUCGCCGCGUGGGACGAACCCGAGGCGCACGCGCCGGUGUCGUUUUUCUGGAUCGACCUCGCGGGGACGCCGGACCCGCACGACUUCUCGGUGCUCUUCUCCCUGCUGAAGGUGCACGCCCGCACGCAGCGGCAGUGGCUGGCGGAGGCGGCGGGGUGGGCGGGGUCGUCGGAGGCCUGCGUCGUGAGCACCCCCAGCAGCCACUGCGAGGGCGAGACGGAGUUCUCGCUGGGGUCGAACGAGGGCCGCCAGCAGCGGGAGCCGGACGAGCUGCACGUGUUCGCGGAGGAGCGGUACGUCCAGAUGCAGCUUGCCGUCAUCUCUGCCACCCACCCCGGCGGCACGAAGACCUCAAGCAACCCCGCCUACGCGGACUCCGACGGAAGCGCCGCGGCGCAGCAGCCGGACCGCCUGCACGCAAACCUCUUUGACGUGGACGAGGAAGACGACCUCGGCUGCGUGCGGCUGCUCUGCUUCGCGGACGGCGUUGUCGACUGGCGCCCGGCGGCGGAGGUGGAGGGGUGGGGGUACGUCACCCGGGGCGUUGCGCGGCUGCUUGCCGACCCCGCCCCCGCCCAGCGCAUGCUCACCACCUCGCAGCUGCUUCACAUCAUCCUCGACGAACUCUGCGAGGCGUUCCUGCCGGACCCCACGCUGGUGCUCAACGAGGUGGACGCCAUCGAUUCGAUGAUGCCGCUGGUGCGCCAGAAGGAGUCGGAGCAGGCGGAUGUGCUGCGCCGUGCGCUGCGGCUGCGGCGCUGCCUCUCCGUCCACCGCCGGCUGCUGCUGAGUAAGGUAAACCUCCUGGAGCAGCUGGGGCGCCCGGUCAUGCGCACGCUGCUCGCGUUCAUCACCGCGGACGCGGUGAACACCGGCGGCGUCGUGCACCGACCGAACUUCUUUGACGCCAACCCCGCCGGCAGGUCCGCCGCGGUGGCGGACCCGCAGAGCCUCGCCCACACCGCCAUUAUUCGCCGCAUUCUGCACCUCCUGCGGCAGCUCGACGGCGCCCGCACAAUCCUCGGCAACACCACGCUCAUCUACACCUCCUCGGUGACGAUGCUGAACAACAGCAUCAGUACGGAGGCCGACUACCGCAUGGUGGUGCUGCACUACGUCACGCUGGUGUUCCUCCCGCUCACCGUCGUCGCCUCGCACUGGGGGAUGAACUGCGACGUCCCAUGGAAAAACCUCGACUCCACGACGCCGUUCUGGUCGAUUGUGGGCGCCUCCGCCGCGUACGCCGCGCUGCACCUCUGGUACCCCAUCUUCUGCAUUUUCACUGGCAGGACGGACAAGCUCGUCUAG